CAGCCCCACCACGCCUCCGUAGCGCUCCCAGCUCCGUGUUUAUUACACAUCCGUGGGUUGUCGAGAGAGGAGCUGCUAACGUGAUUGUGUUGUGAUCUGUGAUGCACUAAUGGAGAAUAUAGAGACGGGGUCUAACAGCGACCGCAGCAGUAACAUGUCCGGCUCACCGAUUCCGAAAGGGUCCCCGCCGGCGGGGGCGGCCGUCAAGCAAGAAUCGCCGCACGUCCACCAUUCGCCGCCUCCGGUUUCGACGCCGAGCUCGAUCGCCGCGUCCCUCAACCCGCGUCACUUGGCAGCGGGGAAACAGGAAUCGCCGCACGUCCACCACCUCUCGCUGCCGCCUCCGGGCCUCGGGCUGCUUGGCAUGGUGCCGCAUUCGCCGUUGGACCUGAUGGCCGUCGCCCAUCAUCAUCCGCCCCCGAGGUCCUACUCGAGCCCGCCUCCCAUCUCGACCUCCGACCCGACCGCCAACGAGUGCAAGCUGGUGGAUUACCGAGGCCAGAAGGUGGCCGCCUUCAUCAUCGCAGGCGACACCAUGCUCUGCCUCCCUCAGGCCUUCGAACUCUUUCUGAAGCAUCUGGUCGGCGGCCUCCACACCGUCUACACCAAGCUGAAGCGGCUCGACAUCGUCCCUCUCGUCUGCAACGUGGAACAAGUGCGGAUUUUAAGGGGUCUCGGGGCCAUCCAACCGGGUGUCAACCGCUGCAAGCUCCUCUCCUGCAAAGACUUCGACAUCCUCUACAGGGACUGCACCACUGCAAGAUGGCAUUUACAAAGCAGCAAUCGAAUAUAUACAAGAAAGCCCGGAAGACCUCCGAAACGAGCACCGGUCGGCCUCUCACUGGCGGCGUCUCACCUUUCACAGCAGAUCAAGAAACACAGGAUGGACAACGGUGACUACCCUUCCUCAGGCUACGAGAACGGUCACAUCUCAGAAGGUCCGAGGCUGGAGAAGUCGCCCCUGCUCGCCAACGGCUACAACCACCCUCCGACCCACCUCAACCACAUGCAGUUCAUGCAACUGAACCACCCGGGCUCCGGUCACACGGCCAUACUCAAUCCGGGACUGCAGCACCAUCUCAUCAAACCGCCACCGCCCAUUGAGGCCUUGUCCAGGUCCGGUAUUUGGGAGAACUGCAGGGCCGCCUACGAGGACAUCGUCAAGCACUUGGAAAGACUGAGAGAGGAGAGAGGCGAGAACGAACGAGCCCUCGCACUCGACCAAAAGCAACCCAGGGACCUGAGUUUACACAACGGAAAUCACUACAACAGUUCGUCAAACGGACAGAGCCCGGUCCUCAACCUAAGCAAAUCCGUCGGCGAACAGAGUUGUAGCGACGGCGGGCAGACCGGACCCGAAGACGAAGACGAAGAAGACGACAACCCCUCGGACCCUGAGGACGACGAGGAGGACAAAGACCAAGAUCUUUCGGACACUGGCGAAGGGGUGAACUCGAGCGGAGCUGUGUCGCCCCACGCUCUCAACUAUUCAGCAGCCCUGGGGACGACGGGGGGCGGACCCUCGGCCCCGACUUCCGAUCCGACCAUCUCCUCGACGGAGACCCUUCUCAGGAACAUCCAGGGUCUCCUGAAAGUGGCCGCAGAUAACGCCAGGCAGCAGGAACGGCAGAUCAACUACGAAAAAGCCGAAUUGAAAAUGGAUGUCUUGAGGGAACGGGAGGUGAAGGACAGCCUGGAGCGGCAGCUUCUGGACGAGCAGAAAGUGCGAAUGGUCUACCAGAAACGGUUCAGAAAGGAGCGCAAGGCCCGGAGGCGGCUCCAGGACCAGUUGGAAAUCGAAAUGAAGAGAAGAUCUCAACUCGAGGAGGCAUUGAAAGCUGCCGGAGCGCCACCGGAAGCCCUCCGAGUACUUUCAGAGAGCUGCGCUCAGAGCGCGAGCCAGACGACUGGAGGUAGCGGCGGCUCUGCAACGGCAGCCGGGGGCGGCAGCGGGUCAACCUCGACGGGCAACGGGGGCGGCAGCGGCGGAGGCGGCUCGCAGACGACGGAACGCGACCGCCCCGAAAGGCCGGAGGUAGCUGAACAGGCUACGCCCACAAAUUACACCACACCAUCGACAACACCACGCGACCCGCCCCCGCCUCAGGACAAGCCCUGGAACUAUUCCAGCAUAGACCUCAUCAACUCCGGGGCCGCCUUCUGGCAGAACUAUUCCGAGACACUGGCCCAGGAACUCGAGCUCGAGAGGAAGUCGCGUCAACAACAGGCCGAAAGAGACAAGUCGCCCCUUCAAGAGAGUCGACCGGGCUAUUACAAGAACUCAGUCCUGUUCAGCAGCGCAACUUAAAACGAGUCAGAUUACAUGAAACUGUUUAUAUUUAUUAAUGAUCGUGUUCUAUGAUCGAGUGACUUUUGUUGAGGGAAAAUGAAAAUUUAUGAGAUGAUGAAUUGACAUUUUUUCGUAAUUGGAAUGGAAUCUUUAAAACAAAAAUAUUGUAUAGAGCAUUUAGACUAUUUUAGGGUCUCCUUAUACUAAUUAGCUUUUUUCUUUGAAUGAAGCACAACAUAAUCGCGUAUUGUAUAAAGGUUUUUAAAUUAUUUGUUGUUCAGCGUCUCGGGGGCGGAGCGGUGGAGUCUGUAACGCACAUUAACGCCAGGACGCUCAAGAUUAUAUAAGUUGUUAUUUUGUUUUGAGUCAUAUGUUUAAGGCUGUUAUAUAGGACUUAGCAUUUUAGAUUUAGACACCGACAAUGUUUACUUUAUUACAAAAAAGUUAAAAUAAAAUAAAAAUAUUUAUUUCUUAAAGAAAAAAAUCAUGCCAGUCGCAAAUUCUAGUACAAAAAUUUUGUGUAAAAUUUUUCGGCCUCUCGAACUUUAAUUACUCCGAGUACUGGAUUAUAUAAUUUAUAUACUUUAUAUAUAAAUGUGUGUGUAUAUAUAAAUAUCGUAUCAACCUAUCGUAGUAAGGGAAAAGACGUAAUGUAUUCGCACGUUAAGACUACAACAAAAGCAUUACUGCUCCCAGUUCUUUUGUUAUAUAUAUUUUUUAUUUAAUUAAUUAGCUUAUAGUUGUGUGUGUACAUACAUAACUAGUGUCAAUUGGUUCUGAAAUUAAAGUGGUUUCUUCAGACGCCCUCAAAGUCAAAAGUGGUUCAUAUUUAUACUCCCGAUUUGUACAGGAAUUAAGAAGAAAAGUGACAAAAGUCGCACUCAUAAUAGGGUGUCUUAUGUGUUAUUUUCUACAAUACUUAUAAAUAUAUAUAUAAUAUAAAUAUUAAUAAUUAUUAUCUAUGUAUAGCGUUCCCAUUGUGUAUAUAGCACGUCGUAGUGGCUGUAUCUUGUGGGCCCCAGCCUCGUAUCAGAGCUUUCUUUGUAUAUUAGAGUAACCUAGAAACCUCAAGAUUGCAAAGAACUGACAAAAAUAUAUCCUCUUUUCCUGUUUGAUGUUCCUUUCCUUUAUUAUUAUUAUAACAUGUUAAUUUAGAAAAAAAGAAAGUUUAGUUUUGUGUUUUUAUACGAAAAAUGUACUUAAGUGAUGUGUUAGGCUGGAGCCCUUGUUCCAACAUAAAUGUAAAAUAUAUAAAGAAAUUGUAA
Cimex lectularius (bed bug) is the source of this 3555-nucleotide messenger RNA. It is a transcript of the gene dac, whose product is annotated as dachshund homolog 2. The coding region runs from base 110 to 2308 and encodes 732 amino acids. The transcript is spliced from 13 exons. The record is from RefSeq and is a predicted model, not a curated record. NCBI's taxonomy places the organism in Eukaryota, Metazoa, Arthropoda, Insecta, Hemiptera, Cimicidae.